Bacidia gigantensis is the source of this 1557-nucleotide messenger RNA. RefSeq lists its product as uncharacterized. The transcript has 2 exons. The record is from RefSeq and is a predicted model, not a curated record. Lineage: Eukaryota; Fungi; Ascomycota; Lecanoromycetes; Lecanorales; Ramalinaceae. Bases 1 to 1557 code for a protein of 518 amino acids.
AUGCCCUUCCGAGACCUCCUCAGAGCCCGCAGCUCCUCCGCGACCCCCAUCGACCCCCAUGAGUGGAAGCUACCUCAUCGUUUUCCAGUCGCACAAAGCAUCGAUGAGCAGCCACAGAUACCUGAUCCCGCAAUCUUCAAAGAUCUCCGCCUUCAGCCAAACGACUCGGCAUCUACCACAUCCUCAAUUCCAUUCGCCUGCGAUUUGGCUGUCCAUCUAUGUCUUCUUGAAUGCCUACAUAAGUUCAGACGAGAUGCUAUCCAGUCCAAGACUCUCGAUAUCAUGUUUCAAGGACUUACAACGCCGGAGCGAACGUCAGCCAUUGGGGACGAAAAAGGCAUUGCAGCUCAAAAGUCCACCGCCAAGGAGGAGGUGGAUACAGAAGACGAAGGUUACCAAAAACGGAAAUGGAGUCUCAUCGUGAAGCUUGCAGUCGCUCGUUUCGAGCUAUGGUGGCAAAAUAUCGAAGGAAUCAUGAGUCAAGCUGCGGCGUAUGCGCCCAUACAUCAAAGGGCCAGUUUCACUACAUUAUUCACGAAAGACUACCUCCCGCCCCUGGACGUUCUCAUGGUUUGGCAUAGCUACGUCUUGGACACAGCAAAUUUCAAGUCAGACUGCUCUAAAUUUGAUAAGCAGAAGUUUUUCACUCUCGGUUUGCCAUGGAAGGCCAUUCAUGAUACCAUCAGCCGCGAAGACUUCUCGUACAACCUCACAAAACCUGCGCAGAAGAUUUUUCGAACAAAGCUUUCCCAGUCACCGGACUUCCUGAAAGAUAUCACCACGCCGCCAUUGUACUCAGCCGGCUCGGCUGACAAACCACUGACGAACCUGAUCAAGGCUAUUCAUGCACAAGAGCAAAUGAUGGAACGAGCGCAUAUGUUGCUCUGGAUUCGUUCACCUGCCCUCCAAAGCUCAUUGAGCCGUACUCUAUCUGCAUAUCAGCGCGCUUUGCCAAAUCUGGCGAAGGAAGAUCAGCUUUCGGAGAUACCAAGCCUCUCAUUCGACAUCGCGCUUUCAUGGUAUACCCAUCAGCUGUCUCCUCCGUCCUACCAUCACUACGUCGAGAAGAGCACAUGCGCAAAUGCAGAAUACAAGUGCCCAGCAACUUCGACAGCAAAGUCAGAAGAAGGUGAGCGUCUUGCACCUCCGCCAGAUUAUACGGCCAAAGACGAGCAUCACACCUGCCUUUGCUGGACAUGCGAAGCGAUCAAAGAUGCGACGAAGAACAAAAUACCCAACGUCAGAGCGCUGACCCAAGAGAAACAAUCAUGGGUACAAGAGGACGUAGGCUUUCACGUUGCUGCAGAGUCUGCUCGCAGAAGCGGUCGAAAAUUGCCGAUGCGAAAGAAAGGGGGAAAAGAGAAGAAAGAAGAUGUAUGGGAAGAAGACUACGGGAUCUAUUACUAUACCACAAUCAUGCCCGCAGAGUAUGAUAAGAAGGGUAAUCUGGUGAAGAAGGAGGAAAGAGUGGUGAUGAGAGAGAUGGGCUACGGCAAUGCCAUUCUGUGGACCAUGGGUUCUGUGGCACCUAAGGGUGAAAGUCUUGUUUGGCCAUGA